AAAUCCACAGGAGAAUCAAAAACGAUCCUGCUAUACCGAGUACAUCUCUCGACUCAAAUAAUUUAACAGACAUGGCUUCAUGGUUGUAUCAACGGUUGUAACUUGUGGAAAUGGUUGGCUAAAGGCUGCUUGGACAUCAAUGAUGACAGUAGUGYCACUAGGGAUUUUUAGUUUGCAGUCUUGUCAAAUGCUCUAUGGUAGACGGUAAACAACACUGGACAAGGCUUCCAUGCUUUUGCGUCUUUGUGGCUAUUUUCUCCCAUGGGUUGGUAUAUAGUGAAAACUGUGGUGGUCAUCGACUUGGAAGUAAUGGCUUCCAUUUCUAUAAAUUCGAAAAUGCUACAAGUUUAGAAGACUGUGUCAACUCGUGCUGCAACGAAACUACGUGUGAACUUGCUUUUUUGCUGGAUUUGAGGUGCUUUGGUCUAUCUUGUCAACGAAAACCAGAAAUAUGUCGUAAAAUUGCAGAUCAACUUAUCAGUCAUGAUAAAAAUAAACGAAGCAAACCAGGGAUUAUUGAACAGAAAGUCGCUGCCAGUAGCCCCAAAUGUCCUUURCCAUUCGCUCGAAGCUUCACUUUCCUAGUCUCAGACGUUAAUCACAAUAAAAAGUUUACAGUUCUAAACGAUGGAACAGUUACUGAGAGCCAAUGCAAAGGUCUCUGCUGCCAAUCACGUGACUGCGACUUCGCUUUUGUCGAGGAAGGGACGUGCUUUGGAGUUAGUUUUCUUAAGAACUUUGUUACCAAGGGAGGCACCUUGGCAACCAGGAAGUUUUUACAAAUGGCGGUCAUCGACCGUAAGCGAGACGUUCUACGAAGUGUAGAAGAAAGUAAUGACGAUGACACGGACAUAAACCUUGAUGAUGAGGUGGGCUCGGAAGASCAAGAUGAAGCUUCCCAAGAAAAGCAGACUCAUAAAUCUCAGGACAAAAUUGUUGAAUAUGCUACGCACAACACCACAACGCUACACAAGGAUCUUUUGGUUGAUUCUCCCAAACCGAAGAGCAAUUAUUCAACGAAAUCUACUAAAAAUACUGUCGAAAAGACAAGCGUUGAGACUUCUUCACAAAAAAGCCAAACACAAUCUGUAAAUGUCCUGACACACGAGGACAAGAAAAUACAGAAUGACAUUGGUACUACCAGUACACUUAAAGAGAACUUAAAUCAUGUCAAUAUAACAUUAAUGGAUAGUCAUUCUCAUAAUGGAACAAAACUGAACCUAUUAGGGACCAGUACUACUUCACCAUUAAAAGGUGUUGAGAUAACAACUUCGAUUGUCCCUACACGUCAGACUACUCGACGAAAACAAGCAUUUCAACGUUUAUUUCGCAGUUCAACCGUAAGUCCUUUAAAAUCUUUUAAAAGCUACGCAAAGGAUUCUGGGACAUAUAGAUCUGGUAAAGAUAACAUAAAGAAAGUCAUUAUACAUCUUAAUCCAGACAACACAACACAUGAUCACCUGCAACUGAAGCAGCCUCAUGUUGAUCGUCAGUUACAACAGCUACAUUUUGAUACAACACAUAAGAACUUUAGUAAACACACGCAGUCUACAGACCAGAAUGCUGAAGGUCAUGCGCAGUCAACAUACCAGAUUCUUGAAGGUCAUGCGCAGUCAACACACCAGAAUGCUGAAGGUCAUGCGCAGUCAACACACCAGAUUAUUGAAGGUCAUGCGCAGUCAACACACCAGAAUGAUCAUGCGCAGUCAACACACCAGAAUGUUGAAAGUCAUGCGCAGUCAACACACCAGAAUGUUGAANGUCAUGCGCAGUCAACACACCAGAAUGUUGAAGGUCAUGCGCAGUCAACACACCAGAAUGUUGAAGGUCAUGCGCAUUUAACACACCUCAACGUCGACAGUCAUGUGCAGUUAGUACAGAAUGAUUUGAUUGUUAAUUCGAAUAUUACAGGGCAUCAAGCUGAUGGUCAUGCGUUAUUGAAAAAGAGUCACGAUGAACAGUUCAAACAUUCAGCCAUACAUGUCGAUGCUCAAAGGACACAAUCUCAUCUUAAUGGGAAUGCACAGCUAUCUCAAAAACAUGCUAAUGACAAUACACCAAAGAAAAACAGUGGCAAUGAUGGUAUUGCACGGUUGGCGUAUCAAAACGUCUCUGAACAUGCGCAAAUGACACAAGCGUAUUCUGAAGAUCAUGCGCAGUUGACGGAACAUCAACCCAAUGGUCAUGCGCAAUCAGCACAGCAUCAUGGCCAUGACAAUGUGAAGAUAAAAAAGGGUGAUGUACAGUCGGCACAACCUCUCAACGACGGUCAUGCUGAAAUAGGGCAAUCAAAUGUUAAUGAUCAUGUGCGGCAGAUACAAUAUCAUCGCGAUGGUCAUGCACAAAUAACACAAUUACAUCCUGAUGAUCAUGCGCAGUUAACACAGCAUCAUCUUGAUGGUCAUGCGCAAAUAACACAAUUACAUCCUGAUGNUCAUGCGCAGUUAAUAGAUCAUCAUCAGAAUCACAACGACGGUCGGUCACUUUCGAGACAAGAAGAAAAGCCAAGACAAAAAUCAAAUCCAAACCUUUUGCACCAUGUAGAAAGCUUAAACAGAACGACGCAAAACUCGACAUCGAGCCAACKACUAUCUUCUGAACAGGCUUCAGUUGCUGGAACCGCCUCUGCCAAUAUUUCAAUURAUUUUGGUAUAAACACGAAGCGCGCACAAAAUUACACCUUACUUGAUAAUAGUAAGAAAGAAGACACAAAAAAGUCAACAAGUAACUUAAAUAAUGUAAGUCAAAAGACACACAUCUCUCAAAUGAAAGUUUUGAAUGAAGGUGAACAUGAACUAAAAACUGGAAUACAGAAUGAAAAGGUAAAUACUUCUAAGGCAGAAGCAAGAAAUAUAACUACACUUGGGUCAAAAAUUCCUAUCAAUCAUAAAAGCAGCAAGGGUUUCGUUGUCGACCGUAAUAACUUGACUGCAAAUUCGACAAUGGAAGAGAAGAGAAUAAUUGACAUGGGUGAGGAACACAAAGRAUUACAACAAGACAGCGUUGCUCACCAUCAUCUCAACAAGUCUCAGCAUAUCAAAGAUGAUAUACAAGAAGGAUCCAAUAAGUAUAACGUAACGUCGCAAACAACUGUCAAUAUGACGCAAAAUAUACGUCCAACGAUUAAAAGGGAAACCAAAGAAACCUUGCCAACCUCGCGUUGGAUAGCGGCAGUACACUCGACAUUGACGAAACAUGGUUCUUCUUCACCCGAGUCAGUGACAAAGUCGCAAAAGUCUUUGAAUUUGACUAUUAACAUAAACAUAACAAAUGGAGCGAAAUUGAAGUACAAUCUAACACAGCUGGACAAGGUGACUUCCAAGGAAAAAAAURAAGUUAAGCCUAAGCCUAAGAUGGAAGAAAAACGUAAAGUAAUAAAUCCCACAGUUUCAGGUAAACCUCCUGGGUUAUCAUCAAACAUAAACACGCAGGCAUUGCAACAAAGUUCUCACCUAUCAAAAACAAGCAAAACAGUUCCCGAAGAACAUAAGACGUGGAAAGAUGUUCCAAGAAAAACAUUAAAAGUAGAAAGCAAAAAACAUACAACUCCAGGGAAUGUGAACACUACGGAGAUCGACAAUUCCAAACAACAUCAAACAAGCAUCCGAGAAAGUCAUUUCAUGAGUGAAAGUAAUGAUGAUCCUGAUGAAUUUGGUGAUGACGAUGAUGAUCACCAUGGUGAUAACAUCCAAGGUCAUGCCCUGGACGUGACUCCUGUUAUACAUCCAGGCAAUCAAAGCUUUCUUCUUAACGACAAAGGCAGACAAGAACAUGAUUAUCCUCGGAAAUCCAAUCAAAGCGUUGUUAAUGUCGUAAACCAUGGUGAUACAAUACAAGGUCAUGCCCAGGACGAGAGUCCUGCUAUAGGAAAAACCAUACGUCGAGGAAAAGAAAGCUCUAUUCUCAACGACAAAGGCAGGCAAGAACAUGAUUAUCCUCGGAAAUCUAAUCAAAGCGUUGUUAAUGUUGUAAGCCAUGGUGAUAACAUCGCAUAUCAUAGCCAGGACGCCACUCCUGCAGAAAAAGCAAUACGAACAGGCAAYCAAAGCCGUGAURAUUCUCUGAUAUYGAAUUCAAUCAAUGUAACCGCAAAUCCCAAGAAAGKAAAUGAUGAUCCUGAUGAUUUUGGAGCUGAURAUGACGAUGUUGRUGAAUUUGAUAGCAUACAAGCGCAUGCGCAGGACAAAGGAGUGGAGGAAACCACURAAGAAACACGGYCUCAAGUCCAUCAAGGAAAACAGACARUAUCUCUUUUGAAUCAACGRAAAGAGCAACRURUAUCAARAACUGAUUUGGUCGAUACAAUUGAGUCAGGCAAGUCAACGGUCAACAAAACAAUUGAGUCGAAAAACAGUGCCCCAAGCAAACAUAUUUCUAAAAUUGAUGUGACUACAAAAUAUCAAGUUUUCACUGAGACAGUUUUACCAGAGUCUAAACCACAAAACACCACAAGGACAACAGGAAAAGGGAACACUUUUUCACAUCUUAAAGGAGAAGAAAAAUUACUGAAAARAGGAGAAGUUGUUUCUGGAAAUGUAAAGAUCUCUCCGAGCAAAAAAAGUUCAACAUUUCAUGUUGUUAAUGGAUUUAACAGGAUCAAAAUAAAGGAUAGCCAGUCAAAUGGGAAUUCUAGAAGCAAUUCCACAGCAACCGGAAAGAAUCUGGUCAUAAAGCACAGCGGCUACACUUUGAAGGGAAAUUUUUCCAAACACCAAACAAAUGGCUUCAAAUCCAAAGAAUUGAAUUCUCAACAGACUGCUCWAAAGCUACAAAACAGUCAACGAUCAUCUUCUAGUCCUGAAUCUAAAAAGUCAUUUGUUAAGAGCAAAAAUAUUGCUUUGAAAAAGAAUGUUGGAACUAACCAGCAUGUGAAGAGGCUAGGCAGUGGUCAGGACAACCACCCYACUAGGAAACGUCCAGUAAAGCACGCCUURAAGAAAUUAGCUUUGCAUCCUAUUAAACUGGCCAGCAARGGUAAACAAACAAMGAUAMCRAAAUCAMGUCAACRAAGGGGAGCGGAAUUUGGCGCCCAGUUACUCUAA
This is a messenger RNA of Exaiptasia diaphana, 5042 nucleotides long. RefSeq lists its product as uncharacterized. The transcript has 7 exons. Lineage: Eukaryota; Metazoa; Cnidaria; Anthozoa; Actiniaria; Aiptasiidae. The record is from RefSeq and is a predicted model, not a curated record. The coding region runs from base 195 to 5042 and encodes 1615 amino acids.